AGGCAACAUCCACCACCACCACCACUCUCGAUCAGAACUUCGAUGCUCUAGCAUUAGCAAUCAAGAUCUCAAAAGAGAAAAAAAGAGAAUCCAUCAAGAAAACAGACAGCAUGGCGAUGAUGGCCAGUGGAGCGCAGAGCUCUGCGUACGGCGCACUCCGGGAGGACGACGAGUCGAUUCUGGACGACGACCUGAUUGAUGCAGAUGAUGCCAUCGAAGCGGACGAUCCCUUACACGAGCCAUCCGACACGGCGCCACUACGAGGCAACAUCCAAGGACCGUUACGAGGCAGCGGCAGCGGCAGCGGCAGCGGCAGUAACAACGAUCGCGGCGAUUUCUCAGCGAAUUACCUUACCUCUUCGAUUCCCGGGGAGGACCGGCGCGCGACGCAGAACACCAUCGACGAGACGGUAUGGGAGACGGUGUCGCGCGACCUGCUGGCUGUGUGGGAGAAGCUGCGCCAGGUCCUGUGGCCCAAGUAUCUGAUGGGUGGGAUGUUGCAGCGCGGCGGCGGAGGGAUUGGGGGUGCGGCGGAACGCGGCGAGGUCACCACGGGGGCUGGGCGUGGUCUGCGUGGUCUUGUCGGUCGUUGGCCUGACGCAGAUGUUGUUUUACAGGGGGGGAUGAGCGAGGGGCUUCGUGACUGGGAUCUCUGGGGCCCUCUCAUUUUCUGUCUCCUGCUGAGCUUGUUCCUCUCGAUGCGGGCAAAGGGAGAACAAGUCUCGCUGGUCUUCUCGGGCGUGUUUUCCCUCGUGUGGAUCGGAGAAGCGGUGGUCACCUUGCAGAUCAAGCUGCUGGGCGGGAAUAUUUCUUUCUUCCAGUCCGUCUGCAUCAUCGGCUACACCAUCUUCCCUCUCGUCAUCGCCGCCCUUCUCAGCGCGCUGGGUCUCCCCGUCAUCGCUCGCAUCCCCGUUGAUAUCGUGCUCGUGGCAUGGUCGCUGGCCGCGGGCGUCAGCAUCCUCGGCGGCUCCGGCGUGCUCAAGAACCGGGUGGGCAUUGCGGUGUACCCAUUGUUCGUCUUCUAUGUGGCAAUCGGGUGCCUCUGUUUCAUCAGUUGAAUAUACCUGGGCUUGCGCGACGGGUGUUUUGUGUCAUUCUUUCCGGGAAUCAUGCCAGAGCCCUGGAUCCCAACCAAGUAGCUUUCUAUGCCAAAACUUGCCAGUUCUGUAGAUUUCCUAGCCUUUACAAUCAUCCGAUUUAUCGCUUUCCUUCGCACUGCAAUCCAAUUCAAUCCAAUUCAAUCGUAGAGCCUUGCCUGCCCAACGAACCCCGGGCGGGCUUUCGCUGUUGGCGGCGGGGUGGAGCGAGCGGUGACCGGGCGACAGUAGCAAGUCCGGCACGAACAACACAGCAGAGCCAGCCCAGCCCGGCGCCUGCAUCGUUUGAAGCCUUGCUCCCUCUUCGCUUAGGGAAUU
This is a messenger RNA of Penicilliopsis zonata CBS 506.65, 1415 nucleotides long. RefSeq lists its product as hypothetical. Gene Ontology annotation, biological process: endoplasmic reticulum to Golgi vesicle-mediated transport. Gene Ontology annotation, cellular component: trans-Golgi network; membrane. The record is from RefSeq and is a predicted model, not a curated record. NCBI's taxonomy places the organism in Eukaryota, Fungi, Ascomycota, Eurotiomycetes, Eurotiales, Aspergillaceae. The transcript has 4 exons. The coding region runs from base 111 to 1058 and encodes 315 amino acids.